This is a messenger RNA of Letharia columbiana, 423 nucleotides long. RefSeq lists its product as uncharacterized. Gene Ontology annotation, molecular function: structural constituent of chromatin; protein heterodimerization activity; DNA binding. Gene Ontology annotation, biological process: nucleosome assembly. Bases 1 to 423 code for a protein of 140 amino acids. The transcript has 4 exons. Gene Ontology annotation, cellular component: nucleosome. The record is from RefSeq and is a predicted model, not a curated record. Lineage: Eukaryota; Fungi; Ascomycota; Lecanoromycetes; Lecanorales; Parmeliaceae.
AUGCCUCCCAAGGCUGCUGAAAAGAAGCCCUCCACCGGCGGAAAGGCACCUGCUGGCGGAAAAGCACCUGCCGAGAAGAAGGAGGCUGGCAAGAAGACCGCGGCGCCUACAGGUGACAAGAAGAAGCGCAACAAGACAAGAAAGGAGACCUACUCUUCCUACAUCUACAAAGUAUUGAAGCAAGUCCACCCAGAUACCGGUAUCUCAAACCGUGCCAUGUCUAUCCUCAACUCCUUCGUCAACGAUAUCUUCGAGCGCGUCGCUACCGAAGCAUCCAAGCUAGCUGCAUACAACAAGAAGUCCACCAUUUCCUCCCGUGAGAUUCAGACAUCCGUCCGACUCAUCCUCCCUGGUGAACUCGCCAAGCACGCCGUGUCGGAAGGCACAAAGGCCGUCACUAAGUACUCGUCUUCCACCAAAUAG